Hydractinia symbiolongicarpus is the source of this 468-nucleotide messenger RNA. RefSeq lists its product as uncharacterized. Gene Ontology annotation, molecular function: protein disulfide isomerase activity. NCBI's taxonomy places the organism in Eukaryota, Metazoa, Cnidaria, Hydrozoa, Anthoathecata, Hydractiniidae. Gene Ontology annotation, biological process: protein folding. Gene Ontology annotation, cellular component: endoplasmic reticulum. Bases 1 to 468 code for a protein of 155 amino acids. The transcript is spliced from 6 exons. The record is from RefSeq and is a predicted model, not a curated record.
AUGGUAGCCUGCAGUGAUGUCAUCACUUUAACUGCUGAUUCAUUUGAAGAUAGCGUAAAGAAACAUGAUGUUACGUGUCCACAUUGUCAUACGUUCAUGCCGACAUACAAAGAAAUUGCAUCGAAACUAAAAAAAGAUGGAAUUGCAACAGCCAGGCUAAAUUGUGAAAAAUAUCAUGACAAGUGUGUACAUUAUGAUGUUAGCAGUUACCCAACUUUAAAGAUCUUUCAAAAAGGGGAAUUUUUCGCUGAUUACGAAGGUAACAUGGAGUCGGAGGAUAUAAUUGAAUUCAUGAGAAAAACUUCUGAAGAGAUUUAUAAAUCUUUCUAUAAAAGCCACUGUAAAAGAACUAUGAAUGAUCAUAUAAUAUUUGAUUAUACCAAAUAUACUCCGCGCGUGGUGACAACUUUGUGUGCAAGCAGUUACCAGGCCAGUCAAGGGUCGUUUGUUUACAUGACGUUUACAUGA